AUGGAAACUAUACUAUACAAUAUUCUUCAGCACAAUGGGUUUGACGGAAUAACGAAAGCGGCUGAACGAAUGUUUUUGGAUGCAAUCGACAAACACAUCAGGGCUUUAUUUUACGAACUAGCAAUCCACACACAACUUGGAAAACAUAAUGAACCUACUACUCAAGACGUUGCGCAUUGGUUGAAUUUGAAUAAUAUACCUGUAUCAAGCCUUCAUAAAGAGUUGCAUACAGUAUACAAGCCAUUAUCACAAGAAUUCAUUGAAAAUCUGGAAGAAACGAUUCACAAGUCCGCUGAUAUACCGGAUCGCUUUAAAUCAUCACUGGACUCUAGCAUGAUAUCUCACUUGCUUGGGUCUUUGGCUGUUUCUCAAAACCGACCUAGUUAUGUAGCAAACCAUUUGCCCCCGUUUCCUGCCUCUCACACGUAUUUAGCUAGCCCCGUGUACCCAGUAAGACCUACGUCUCCCAGACGGAUACGAGAACUGGCUACGAAAGAAUCUCGUUUAGCUGAAAAUGCUUUGCGGAAGAUUCUAGAUGCCAAUCAACCUCAGGUUCUGAAUUCACCUCGACAAGCCGCUUUUGCAAAGGCGAGCCAAGAUUUGGAGUUGGAUAGCAAAUCUUUUCACAUUGUCAAUUGGGAAUCACAGAAAUGGAAUACUCCAAGAUAA
Molecule: messenger RNA, 669 nt
Organism: Schizosaccharomyces osmophilus
Lineage: Eukaryota; Fungi; Ascomycota; Schizosaccharomycetes; Schizosaccharomycetales; Schizosaccharomycetaceae
Gene: taf8
Product: transcription factor TFIID complex subunit 8
Exons: 2
Coding region: 1-669 (222 amino acids)
Biological process (GO): transcription initiation at RNA polymerase II promoter
Cellular component (GO): transcription factor TFIID complex
Molecular function (GO): protein heterodimerization activity
Source: RefSeq, a predicted model, not a curated record